Molecule: messenger RNA, 264 nt
Organism: Dentiscutata erythropus
Lineage: Eukaryota; Fungi; Glomeromycota; Glomeromycetes; Diversisporales; Gigasporaceae
Source: the annotation of a GenBank genome assembly
AUGGAUGCGCCAUUUAUUUUCACUAAUAUUAAUAUAAAAGUUUGUUGCGACCGUCAAGUUUCUAUUACUAUUGAUUGUAGUAUUUUCCCCCAGACCUGUCUUUACAUUGAUGGAAAAAUGGUUGGUGAACGAGAACAGACUGAUCUUGGCAAGUUUAUCCAGUCUGGGGGCAGUCAGCCAGAUCCUUCUAAAUUAUCUAAGGCUGGUCACGGAAAAAUUGCUUAUUCUGGUAAAUCAUUAACAUAUAAUAAAAAAGUUGAAAAG